AUGUCCUCCGCCGUCCCCGCCAAGUCCAUACUGAAGCGGAAGCCCACGGCCAAGGCGCCGACGGUAACAGACGAGCAGAAGGAGAAGGUCCAGAAGGACCGCCAAAACCUCAACAUCGCCCUCAAACAUGCCUAUCUGAUCCAACAUCGGAAGGACGUCGAGGCUGCCAUCCUCAACUCCAUCGUCGUUCUUGUCGACUACCCCGCUUCAACCCAGUUCUCCACCGACGAAGCUUUCACUUACCUGAAGCUCGUCAAAGCUUUCCAGCCAUCCGACUUUGACAGCCUGGUCGAGGAGCGCCGCAUCGACGGAAAAUGCGGGUAUGUUUUGUGUGCGAAUAAGCCACGCUCGCAGUCUCUCGGUGAGGCAGCCAUCUGGAAGCUCAAGAAAGGCAUGGGCGACUGGUGCAGCAACGACUGUGCCAAGAAGGCUUUCUACGUCAAAGCACAACUGAGUCAAGUGCCCGCCUGGGAACGAGUGCCCGAGGAGCGGCCUGAUAUUCAACUCCACCAGGACGAUCGCAUGCCUGAAAUGGAGGCUGCUGUUCGUCGCGCGAACAGGACCGCCCGUGUCGACGAGUGGCGGAAGAAAGUGGCUGACAAUGAAGAACUGGCCAAGGAGCGUGGCGAGAAGACUACUUCAUUCAGACCAAACCAGGUCAUGGCCGACACGAUCGUCGAAAAGCAGCCAAAGCCGUUCAAACCGUUCAUGGCAGAGGCUCAACCUGGUCACUACAGCUCCAUUGAAGGCUACCAACCCAAGCAGUACGGCAAAUCGAAGAAGUCUGCGAACGACAGCGAGGAGGACGACAGCGAUGUUGCUGACUGA
Messenger RNA from Zasmidium cellare ATCC 36951, 828 nucleotides. RefSeq lists its product as uncharacterized. The record is from RefSeq and is a predicted model, not a curated record. NCBI's taxonomy places the organism in Eukaryota, Fungi, Ascomycota, Dothideomycetes, Mycosphaerellales, Mycosphaerellaceae. Gene Ontology annotation, molecular function: RNA polymerase core enzyme binding; RNA polymerase II CTD heptapeptide repeat phosphatase activity. Gene Ontology annotation, cellular component: cytoplasm; nucleus. Bases 1 to 828 code for a protein of 275 amino acids. The transcript has a single exon.